Molecule: messenger RNA, 489 nt
Organism: Pleurotus ostreatus (oyster mushroom)
Lineage: Eukaryota; Fungi; Basidiomycota; Agaricomycetes; Agaricales; Pleurotaceae
Gene: TAF10
Product: Transcription initiation factor TFIID subunit 10
Exons: 4
Coding region: 1-489 (162 amino acids)
Biological process (GO): transcription initiation at RNA polymerase II promoter
Cellular component (GO): transcription factor TFIID complex; SAGA complex; nucleus
Molecular function (GO): promoter-specific chromatin binding; RNA polymerase II general transcription initiation factor activity
Source: RefSeq, a predicted model, not a curated record
AUGUCGACGUUCACUUCCCAGCAGUCUGCAGAGAGCCCACAAGCUGCGACGUCGACGCAGGCGUCGACCACAAAUGCAGCCGCGUCUUCGUCUACCCAGGCUCAAGCCCCUCAGCCAACUCGUCAGGCCGCAGAAGAAGCAAGGAAAGAUCGUACACUCGCCGAGUUCAUGCUGAUGCUGGAUGAAUACGAACCAUUGAUCCCGAAUGAAGUGACGGAUUACUACCUGCAACGCGUCGGAUUUGAAUGCGAAGACGUUAGACUGAAGCGUCUGCUGUCGCUGGCGGCACAGAAGUUUGUGUCUGAUAUAGCUGCUGACGCGUACCAGCACGCCCGCAUCCGUACAAACGCACAGGGUGGCAGGGCACGAGCGAACCAGUUCCCUGGAUCGUCCAAGGAUAAGACUCGGACGACUUUGACGAUGGAUGAUCUCAGCGCAGCAUUGGCAGAAUAUGGCAUCAAUGCACGCAAGCCAGAAUUUUACCUCUAG